GCCUGAUCAUGUAUAUAAAUAUACAGAUGCCCAUCCAUUAGCUAGGCCACAAUAUAUAUCACAUCCCCCUAUAUAUUUGUUUGUAUACAUAUUUAAGUGCCUGGUCCAAAAGCCGUGUGCAUGGGAGCUUCUUGCAUCGUAUACUACGUAUAUACAUGAGAUUUUCAAGAUUAUGAAGAGAGGCUAAGCUAUACUAACCAGAACGUGAAGAGGGAUUGCUUAAUAUUGACUGAGAAAAUGCGGUCGGCAUCGGAAAACCACGGCGGCUCUCCGAUGCGAUUCGUGUCAUUCCGGCGGCCAAUUCUGACGCUCAGAGGCGGCGACCAAGUCCACGCCUUGCUAUUGGACCACAACAAGUCAACGGCCCAAGUUGACUCCCAGCUUGAAGCCUUCCAAUCCAAAGUCGCCGCCCGCUUCCACGACCUCUCCGUCGGCAACGGCAAAGAUCAGUUCCUCUCUGUUUCCUGGAUCCGAAAGCUUCUCGAUGCCUUCUCCAAAUGCCAAGAUGACUUCAGGCUUAUCAUCAUGUCCAAAAAGGACGCCGCCGCCGCAUUCGGUGGUUCCAAACAGCCCACGGAGAGGAUCUUGACCGAGUACUUUGACCGGACGAUCAAGGCUCUCGACAUCUGCAACGCCGCCCGGGACGGGAUCGAGAAAAUCAAGCGGUGGCAGAGGCAUUUGGAGAUUGUGGUUUGUGCAUUGGGGGCCCCACAGACUGGUGGUAAAACGACGGUCGGUGGAGGAAACCUCCGCCGUGCAAGAAAGGCUCUGAUCGAUCUCGCACUCUGCAUGCUGGAAGAUAAUAACAGUAAUAAAGACAGCGCCGCCGCUGGCGGCGGAGGUGGUGGAGGGGGAGGGGGAGUGUUUUCGAGCCACCGGAGCAGGUCGUUUAUACGACGCCCGAAAGACCAAACUCGGCCCGCUCGGGGCCGCCACGCGAGGUCACUGUCAUGGAGUGUUUCGACUUCCUGGUCGGCGUCGAAACAGCUCCAGCUUCUCGCGAGCAGCGUGGGCCCGCCCAAGCCGACCGACGUUCUCGCGUCGAACGGCUUGGCCUCUUUGGUCCACACGAUGAGCUUCGUUCUGGUGUUUGUUUUGUGGGUUCUGGUCGCCGGGAUCCCUUGUCAGGACCGCGGGGUCCACACGAACAUCGUCAUCCCCCGGCAAUGCUGGGGCCGACCUUUCCAUAUUCUCCAAGCUAGGAUAAUGGAGGAGUCUAAGAAGAGGGAGAGGAGAAACUCCAAUGGACUGGUGAAGGAGAUUUGUGUCAUGGAAGAAGGUGUGAGUCACUUGACUGAGCUGGUUGACUCCUCUUCUCAGCUCUCUGAGCAGCAAAUGGAAGAGCUCAUGGGGAGAGUUCAAGAGCUGAUGUCAGUCUGUGAAGUCUUCAAAGCUGAGCUUGACCCUCUUGAGCGCAAUUUGCGGGAAGUGUUCAGGAAAAUCGUCAGUUGUCGCGUCGACGGUCUUGAAUCCCUCGUAAACAAGGGAAGUUAGAUGAGACUGUGAGACGUUGCAACGAAUUGAACGUGCGUAGCUGCGUGCAUUCUCGAGAAUCGGUCCCACUUCAAACACGAAUAUAAAAAUGCAAACUAAACAUAUGAUUCGUAUUUACACGAACGCAACGUACAACCUUAUAUGUUGGUUUGUAUUUUUAUAUUUGAUUCGGUGAAUGGACGAAUCACUUAACGUAACGGGAAGUGCUGUUUGAUGGGGAUGAAGUGUGAAUAUUUUUCACAGACUUCUAUUCCAUAUCAUUUUAGGGAGUAAAUAUUCAAUUUCUACUUGAAUUGUAUGAUUUUAUAAAAAUAUGCGUAAUGUCACAUGUAACAUUUCAAGAAAAAGCAAACAAAAAGGAGUGGUUAUCUUUCACUUUCUCAGUAGCAUGUAUGUGUUGGUAGUACUAUUAAUUUUUUAUGAUCAGAUUAAAGCAAUUUGAUAAUGCAAAAAGCUCUCAAUAUGUUUGUUUAUGA
Molecule: messenger RNA, 1970 nt
Organism: Cuscuta epithymum
Lineage: Eukaryota; Viridiplantae; Streptophyta; Magnoliopsida; Solanales; Convolvulaceae
Source: the annotation of a GenBank genome assembly